UUUUUACUUCCUCGUAUACGAAAAAUCGAAAUUGAGAUUUUCACAAAUCGAUAUUUUCAGAAAUCUCGACGUUUUACCGCUCUCUGAGUUGGAAAUACAUAGUUUUGCAAUUUUGUAGCCGACGUAAUUCUGCCCAGCGUUCAGCGCUGCCAUUGAACGAACUGUGACGACUUACUGGAGGCAACACGAUGUAGCGAGGGCGACCCAUGAAACUAACUGCCGCACGACCUCUCAAACUCACCAUUAACAACCGUCUCCGUAGGAUAAGUGACAUUGACCCCAACUACUAUAGCAGGCUUGAUACAGGUACAGCAGACAAAACGCGGGUCAAGGCUUGCCGGCCGUCAAACCACUGCCCUCCCCCAGGGGUCGCUGAUAAGACGCCAUAUUGGUUAGGUCUAGCCGGGCUUUUCUCCGCUGCGGCCCUUCUCGCUCUCAGGGAACUUGCUGGUUCCAAGAGUGUCCAGGUAUCGGCUGACACCUGGCAACAGAUCUACGAUCGUCUGCUGGCCGCCUGUUCUCAACUUGUCAGUGGCCGCAGACAAGCAGAAAAACAAACGUCUGAAGCAGACGUUGGGUCCAUGCCCAGACAAAGUCUGGCUUGGUCGGGGCUCAUCAGCGGGCAGCGCGCCAAGAUUGGCUCCAGCCUCGAGCAGAAUGACGCGAGUCCAUUCAUUGGUACCAGGCCGCCCACUCCCCUCCACUCUUUGUUGAUUUCGGCCGAGCUGUGCUCGUGCUAGAGGCCACCGAAGUCCAGGCGAGCUGGCCAAACACUGUGUGGAUGUGAAUCGCUUGAUGUGAGAUUGAUGUGAAUCUGGUUUGUAUCGUCCUGUUCAAACAUUUGAUUGCAAUAUUUCCAACACCAGUAUGUCUAAGGUAGAAAUCUCUCGAGUCUUGUAUUGCAGUGAGGGGGCGGGAUUAAGUGUUGUCUCCUGCCCUUUGAUACGCCGCUCUAGGCAGGACAAAAAUAGCUUGAGGUCGUCCUUGACUCUGGAUGACAUCAGUUUCUGGCCCCUUGCCCGGGCGCCGUGUGUGUCGAGAGACAAUACGAGUCUGCCCUACCUGUGCCCCGCCCUCUCGCUGCCCCAGCAAAACGUCAACAACGGUGCCCUCCAAUCCCGGGGGAGCAGACAUGGGUGCCCCAGACCCCAUCGACAUGCGGGCAACAAGGGCACAGCCCUCCCGCCGGCGAGGCCCCCCGGUUCAAUGCUACACUUGACAAGCCCAACACUACAAGUGCAGUCGGUAAAAAGCCCAUUAAAAGCAGUACUACAAGUGUCAAGUUCAGCUAAAUCAGUACUACCAGUAGCAAGUUCAGCUAAAUCAGUACUACCCGUAGCAAGUUCAGCUAAAUCAGUACCACCCGUAGCAAGUUCAGCUAAAUCAGUACCACCCGUAGCAAGUUCAGCUAAAUCAGUACUACCAGUAGCAAGUUCAGCUAAAUCAGUACUACCAGUAGCAAGUUCAGCUAAAUCAGUACUACCCGUAGCAAGUUCAGCUAAAUCAGUACUACCAGUAGCAAGUUCAGCUAAAUCAGUACUACCAGUAGCAAGUUCAGCUAAAUCAGUGCUAACACUGGCAAGUUCAGCUAAAUCAGAACUACCAGUGUCAAGCUCUACCAAAUCGGUACUAACACUGGCAAGUUGUACUAAAUCAGUGCUACAAGAACCAGACCACUCAUGGCCAAUGCUUCCAUUAGCGGGUACUUCAGGGCUGAAGCCAUUAGCCUCAAAGGCAACAAGAGCUAAGGCGACGCGAGCUCUGGCUAGACCCAACAUCACGGGAAAAACUGCAGCGACAGGUACUGCAGGGCUGCCUGUGGCAGGUACUGCAGGGCUCCCUGUGACGCGUACUACAUGGCUGACGGUGACAGGUACUACAGGGCUCCCUGUGGCAGGUACCGCAGUGCUCCCUGUGACAGGUACUACAGGGCUGCCUGUGACAGGUACUACAGGGCUGCCUGUGGCAGGUACUACAGGGCUGCCUGUGACAGGUACUUCAGGGCUGCCUGUGACAGGUACUACAGGGCUGCCUGUGGCAGGUACUACAGGGCUGCCCGUGGCAGGUACUGCAGGGCUUGAACUAGAUACAGGACAGACGCCGAUGUUGGCCAGACACCCGAGGAAGCAACACAAAAGUUCGGCGUCCAAGCGAAGACAUUCAGAAUCUCUCAGCGGUCAGGCCUUUAGUGGUCAGGUCAAAAAAUGGCCAACGUUAGCUGGAAAUAGAUCCAAUUGUUCUAGAAACUCGGCUAAUAAACGUAAGAUAAAGAAGAAAUUGACGUCAUCAUACCAUAGAAUUGGCUCCAGGUUCAAACAAUCACGCAAGGUCAACAGGAAGACAAAAGGAAAUCACUCCGCGCCAAACCUUCAGAACGAGGCGUCCAAGAUGGCGCCAUUGAAGGUCACCCAGCGCUACACAUUUCCAAUCAGUUUCACCAAACGUGUUAUGCCAUUCAAGUUCUGUCAAGAUCUGGCUCGCAGGUGCAAAAACCGUUUGAAAACAAUGAUGACAUAUAGCUCCGCCCACAGUGGUGCUCUGGUGGACGACGAGAUGUCCGACCCCCCGGGCGAGGACUGGGGCGACUCGCUCAGUCAGGACACGGCAUCCACCGAGGAGGUCAGCGAUGAGGAGAGUUAUUUGUACGCCAAAUGGGCGGAGCUAAAAACUCUGAAACCUGAUCAUCUGAAGCAAAAGAUGAAGAUCAUGCAACCCUCACUUGCAGGAACAGCCAGGGGAGGAAAGUCUAACACAAGGGACAAGAAAAGAAGAGCGCGCAAAUGAAAGUGGCCAGGUUUAUUUACAUCAGACAUGUUUUCCAGUGUCAA
This is a messenger RNA of Physella acuta, 2828 nucleotides long. Its product is annotated as mucin-19. Lineage: Eukaryota; Metazoa; Mollusca; Gastropoda; Physidae. The record is from RefSeq and is a predicted model, not a curated record.